Messenger RNA from Bactrocera dorsalis (oriental fruit fly), 1377 nucleotides. RefSeq lists its product as uncharacterized. The coding region runs from base 43 to 1326 and encodes 427 amino acids. NCBI's taxonomy places the organism in Eukaryota, Metazoa, Arthropoda, Insecta, Diptera, Tephritidae. The record is from RefSeq and is a predicted model, not a curated record. The transcript has 3 exons.
GUUAUUUGACUGAUGUAACAGUACCAGUAGAGGCUUAAGAAAAUGUUGAAGCUCAAUAAAAGGACAAACAAAGUGCUGACGUAUGCGCUGGUGGCCUUGAUGGUGCUUCAAGUUCUGAUCGACCCCACCGAAGCGGCGACGAAGUGUCACAAAUGCACCGGAAUUAAUUGUCAACGCACGACUUACGCAGCCACGGAGGAUUGUACAGACGCGCUUGACAGUUGUGUCACUGUUUUUCAAGAAUCUAUGGUCCUAGCACAAGGCUGCCUUGGUCAAUUAGCCGUAGGGUUACGUAACAAAUGUGAAAUUCCAAGCACUGAGGAGACCGACGGAACCGAAAUGACCGAUGUUGAUGACGCCGCACCCGCAGUUAAUAGAAACUGUCAUCAGUGCAGUGAAAAUUUGUGUAAUAAUCUUAGCGCUGAGGGUACUGACUGCUUACAGUGUGAUUCAAAUGAGGAAGCCAAAUGUGCGUGUGAUACUGAAAGUCUGCAACCACAAAGAUGUCCUAUUUCAAAGGCCGUAAAUACAUAUUGUUAUGCCAAAAUCGAGGCAAGCCGUGCAACACGUGGUUGUGCCACAGAUUUGGCGCAACAAAAAGAAUGUCAGAGCAAUAGUGGCUGUAGUCUCUGCUCGCCUAGUGAUAUUAAUGGCUGCAAUCGUGAUCCUAAGGUGGCAACAAAUGAUACAACUUCGAGUACAAGCUCAGGAGGUUCAGGUACUAGUAAUGGCGGUUCGAGCUCUAGUGGCUCAGAUGGUAGCUCCAGUUCAGGUACAAGUGGCGGUGACUCGAACUCUGGAAGCUCAGGUAGUGGUGGUAGCGGUCCGAGCUCUGGUGGUGCCAGCGGUGGCUCAGAUAGUGGAAUAAGUUCUGGUACGGGAGAUGGAGGUUCGAGUUCUGGAGCUGGCAAUGGCGGCUCAGAUAGUGGAGCAGGUUCAGGCCCAGGUACAGGUGGCGGUGGCUCGAGCUCUGGAAGUUCAGGUACUAGUAAUGGCGGUUCGAGCUCCGGGGGCUCAGGCUCAGGUACAGGUGGAAGUGACUCCAACUCUGGAAGCUCAGGUUCAGCUGGUGGCGGCUCAAGCUCUGCUGGUUCCAGUAGUGGCUCAGAUAGUGAAGCAAGUUCCGGCACCGGAAGUGGAGGUUCAAGUUCUGGAAGUGGUAGUAGUGGCUCGGGUUCCGAUGCAGGCGCUGGUGGCAGUGACUCGAACUCUGGAAGUGGUUCAGGUUCUGGGUCAGGCACUGAAAUUAGUGGUGCCACCGGCUCCGGUGUAUCAAAUAAGUUAUUUGUCGCAGUGAUCUUGAUGGCAUUACCAUAUUUUAUAUAAUUUGAGUAAGAACAGUAUUUAAAUUAAAGUCGCAAAUGUUAAGAUAUAUGA